Messenger RNA from Neomonachus schauinslandi (Hawaiian monk seal), 512 nucleotides. Its product is annotated as hemoglobin subunit epsilon-2. Gene Ontology annotation, molecular function: organic acid binding; oxygen binding; hemoglobin alpha binding. Bases 69 to 512 code for a protein of 147 amino acids. The record is from RefSeq and is a predicted model, not a curated record. Gene Ontology annotation, biological process: oxygen transport; hydrogen peroxide catabolic process. Gene Ontology annotation, cellular component: haptoglobin-hemoglobin complex; hemoglobin complex; blood microparticle. The transcript has 3 exons. Lineage: Eukaryota; Metazoa; Chordata; Mammalia; Carnivora; Phocidae.
ACAUAGAGAAGUAGCAACACAGACUCGCUUCUGGCACAUUACUGGUCACCAGUAAGCUCCCAGACACCAUGGUGCAUUUUACUGCUGAGGAGAAGGUUGCUGUUGUUAGCCUGUGGGCCAGGGUGAACGUGGAGUUGGUUGGAGGCGAGGUCCUGGGAAGGCUCCUGGUUGUUUAUCCAUGGACCCAGAGGUUCUUUGACAGUUUUGGCAACUUGUCCUCUGAGUCUGCAAUAAUGGGCAACCCCAAGGUCAAGGCCCAUGGCAAGAAGGUGCUGACCUCCUUUGGAAAUGCUGUUAAACAUAUGGAUGACCUCAAGGACACCUUUGCUGAGCUGAGUGAGCUGCACUGUGACAAGCUGCACGUGGAUCCUGAGAACUUCAAGCUUCUAGGCAACAUGAUAUCGAUUGUCUUGGCAACCCACUUCAGCAAGGAGUUUACCCCCCACAUGCAGGCUGCUUGGCAGAAGCUGACAGCUGCCGUGGCGAAUGCUCUGGCCCACAAGUACCACUGA